AUGUCUUCGAGGGAUUAUAAUACAUCAGAAGCUCGCAACGUCCUUGGCAACAAGCCAUAUUUUCAACAUUUUGUUCGACCAAGUCGCUCUACUUCUCGGACCAGAAGCAACCGGUCCGACGAUGUCAGUCUUGCUAGCACCGCGCGGUAUAACAUACAACCGCCAAGAGGUGUUCAAGUUUUCAAAAAGUCAUCAACCGCUUGGGCAGAGACUUGGGUGCCGUAUACUUUCAAGCAUCCCUUUCUGGCAGUCCUGAGCUUUGUCUCUCUAUCUCUCUGUCUGAUCACCUUUUUACUAUGGUGGCGUUCGUCUACAAAUUAUGGACUUGGCCCCGACAAUGGCUCGUCAGUUCUCUUGUUCGGCUGGAGAUAUACACCAACCCUAAUUGCUGUGAUAUACGUUCAAAUGACCGCUGUACUGUUCGGGGACAUCAAACGCACGGAACCUUAUGCACGAUUGGCACGAAAAGGGGGGGCAGAUUCAUCAGUUAGCAUCCUCGAGCCACCGGUGGCCUGGUGGACUGCGCUUUAUAACGGCUUCGCGAAAAAAAAGAAUGGCGCGCUCAGCUGGGCUCUAAUCUGCGCAUCCUUUCUCAAUAUAUUCGGCUUUUUGGCCAUUUCGUCUCUAUCUUCCGCCUAUCUAUACUCUGAUGAAGUGGAGGUUCCCAAAUCGGCCGACUUUCUUCAAUUGACACCGACCACCAAAUCUCCUCUGCCAAUCGAUGCAGACCGCUCAACACACUUCCGAACAAUCGCCAAUUUGUUGCAAAAUGUGUCGACAUCUCCAUGGAUUACAGAUGAAUACACGAUCCUUCCGGUCUGGCCCGCCGAGCUACAAGAAGCGCCCAUCACGUCCCUUCCGUCAAGCUCAUCCCAAACGUGGGAGGCAGAGACAACGAUGUUCAAAACCGAGUUCACCUGUACCCAAAUGUCUGUGGAUCAUGAAACAUUCCCGGAUGUUCAGUACUCAAAGGAUGGAAUCAAGUACGGAGCCACGCCUUCUGUAUCUAUUAUCUGGUCCUCUCCUGGUGGAUGCAAAUAUGGGCUGUCUGUGGACAAGACUUUUUUUGACAUUGGAGGUGGCAGCUGGUCUGAUGCGUCGACUUUUUAUUACGCGACGAGCUCCCUGUUCUAUGAUUCGGGUAGUCCUCUUUCCACGACCAAUAUGACGGAAGAAUGCAAGAACAAAGAGAUAUUGAUUGUGACCGACUCCUGGAAGAACCCAGGAGCUGGCUACACAGCCCAACUGUGUGAUACUAAGUAUUACAUGGCUAAUGUUACGACUUCGAUUGGCCUUACGGGAGAUGAUCCCAACAUCUCUUUCAAUGAGACCGACUUUGAGGUCAACAAAGUUUUGAUUCCCAAUACAUUAGUGAACACAACUGAGUUCCGAAACCUGACGUUGGAUCCAAACUGGCCGACUUACAUGAUUUCGAUCCUGUGGUCAAACACCGCAUUGUUAGGAGGUCCCUCAAUUUUGCUAGGGGCCUUGUAUGAUUACAACAUGACUGCCUUGAUCAAUGAUCCGAACUGGGUCUCUUCAGCCGCCAAAGCAAAGCAACGCUACUUUGGAGAGGUAUUGCAAGCAGCGUUGAGCCACCAAGGUGCAUCCCAGAAAGUUGAAAUGCAAGGAAUAGUUCGAGACAUUGAAACUCGAGUGAUCGUGCAAGCUGGAAUCGCUAUUGCAUUGGGGAUCCUUUUUGCGCUUUCUUUCUUCCUUGUGCUUGUCAUUUGGUGGUGUUCCAGAUUAGGGCGGAGGCCAUUGAAUUUGAAGGAGGAUCCAGCUUCGACCCUGGGCGUGGCUUGUUUGAUGACGCAUAAUCCUCGCACACAGUAUAGCUUCAAGGCUUUCAGGCAACCUUCGGAGAAGGAACUGCAUGAGAAAUUGAAGGGUGUUCAGUUCUAUACCGACUCUCAUGGUCUGUCUCGAGUUAACCCUGAUGACUCGCUGAGCAGCAAUUCGUCUCAAUCGGAGAAUGGGACACCAAAACUACUCCGUCUACCAGCUCUUCUUGGUCUGGUCACUGUUCUUGUGGCAGUGGUUGUUGGUAUCGCCGUGUUGUAUCACUUUGCUGAGACCUCGGGUCUGUACCAGAAAGCCUUUGUCUAUGAAGUCAACAUCUCCUGGCUCAGCAACGGCAUAUCAUCUGUGGCACCCUUCUCCAUGAUUCCGACUGUCAUAGCUACUGGAGUUGGCCUGUGGUGGAGUGCCAUUGAUGAUAACUUCCGUCGCCUCCAACCUUUUAUAGCCAUGUCAAAGGGCCGUCCUCAAUUUUCACGGGGCGCUGGUCUGUCAUACCAGUCCUCAUUCUGGAUGUGGGCGUGCGUGAAAGCUGUGAUGAACAAGCACUGGCUUCUGUCCCUUCUUACUUUGGGGAGUACUCUCUCCCCGAUUUUCACUACUUCCAUGUCUGCCCUCUUUGACCGCGGCCCAGGAGUUGUUUCUCAGCCCAUCACAUUGGACCGUUCAAUAGAGAUCCGCGACAUUCCAUUUGUCUUUCCUACCGAGCAGUCAUACUAUCCCGGGGCUUCAAAUGAUUACGCAGCGGUCAUUCUUGCAGAUCUCUACCAGAAUCUUUCCACGCAUUGGAUGUAUACCGCAACGAUUCAAUUAACUCUGAAUGGAUCAGAGCCUGCAUGGAGCAAAGAUGGGUGGAGUUUCGUGCCCACCCAAAUGAAAAAUCUCGACAAUAUCAAUUUACCAAAUGACCUCGAUGCUUCCGACCAAGCAGUGGACGGAUCUCAAACCAAUGUUUCCUUCACCACCCCUGCCGUGAGGGGUCGCAUUGAAUGCAGUCAAUACCCCCUCGAAGUUAUGAUGAACAUUUCCAACUGGCUCACGCCAAAGGAUAUCAGCAAUCACACCAUCUGGAAUACGAGUACUAUCCCGACAGACGACAAAGGAGCAUACCUUCAAGGUGGUUAUCAACUCGGCGCAGAAGCACCCUGGACGGGAACACCGCGUCCCAGCAUGAUAUACCCGGUAAAUUCAUCCGACGCAGCCCUCAGUUGGAAUGGAUCCUGCCCGGGCUGCACGACUGUUUUCGUCAAUCCGGCUCAAAUCAUUUGCUGUGGAAAUGGAAGCAGUAGUGAGUGGGAUCCGAGCGUGGCUGUUGGGUACUGGUCUGCAAACACGAAUCUCAUGUCAUAUUCAACACGGCAGUGGCACAAAAAUUUCACUGCCAAAUGGUUUUACGGAAACGCAGUGACGGGGAUUACAAACAACGACAAUACAAUGGGUGGUGUUUCAUAUGAUGUUGAUAUGCUGUUCCCUAGUAUACCAUCACUAUCACUGCUGGACUGCAAGCCAAUCGUCGAGUCCGCAGAGGCAAACAUCAUUGUGAACCCGGCGAAUGGCGAGAUCCAAUCUUUCAACAUCACAACCAAACCCACAGAACUUACUGAAGCCUUCGCGGACAACUUCCUUCCCCAUAACAAAACCCAGUUCAGUCGGGAAACUGGCAUGGUAACCUACAAUGUGACAGUGAGCUUCGGUCGACUAUUCAUGGCAUCCAUGUUAACAGCGGCCGACACCUUGAACAUCGGCGGUGCACAGCAUGUCAGCGGCUUCCUCACCGAAGACCUAUACGACAACACAUACAACAUCCGCGACGAGAUGAACGGCCUCAACAUGGACUUCAUGACGUACUCCAUGUACUCGAUGGUCAAAAAGGACCCCAAAGCGCUUCUCAACAUGACCACGUACCAAGCCCUCGCCGAGAAGACAUUCACAACCUUCUUCCAACACUUCGUCAGCAACGACAUCUCUUUCGAGACUGGCGGCUGGGGCUACCAGAAAAUCAAUGCCAGCUUACCAGACACUCUAGGUCCUGUGAUUGAGAUUGUGGAUAAUUAUCUCCCGGGAACAAAAGCCGCAGCCUACCAGGAUGUCAUGCAUCCCAUCUCCCACACAAACCGCACAGUGGCAGCGCGCGUCACCCAACGCGUGGAACUCCUGCAGAUGAAUUCCAUCGCCGUCUGGCUCAGCAUCGGGAUAAUGGGCUGGCUAAUAAUCACAACCGCCGUGGUAGCAGUGCUACAAAAGCGAUACUUCGGAAGCCUGGUGCGCAACGUGGAAGGCCUAGGCGACGUGCUAGUCCUGAUAGCCGGAAGUUCAAACCUACUACAAGUCGUACGCGAGAUCCAGGCUGGACGGCUGAGACCGGACGACUACGAGCAUCUGCGCACGCGACUGGGCUGGUUUGUGGACGACGAUGGAGGCCUGCGAUGGGGUAUUGAGAUGGAGGAGAGUUUUGCAGAGGGCCCAGGCGUGCACUGGGUGUCUGCAGCGCAGUUCUCGAAGGAGAAGGGCGGAACGAAGACGUGGACAUUUAAGGAGGAACGGUCUGCACUCCUUGAUGGAAACAACGAUAAUCGCGACACGAGCAGAGUAUAA
Penicillium cinerascens is the source of this 4395-nucleotide messenger RNA. Its product is annotated as DUF3433 domain-containing protein. Lineage: Eukaryota; Fungi; Ascomycota; Eurotiomycetes; Eurotiales; Aspergillaceae. The transcript has 3 exons. The record is from RefSeq and is a predicted model, not a curated record. The coding region runs from base 1 to 4395 and encodes 1464 amino acids.